Molecule: messenger RNA, 1182 nt
Organism: Lycium barbarum (goji berry)
Lineage: Eukaryota; Viridiplantae; Streptophyta; Magnoliopsida; Solanales; Solanaceae
Exons: 5
Coding region: 1-1182 (393 amino acids)
Source: RefSeq, a predicted model, not a curated record
AUGGGUCAGAAUGAGGCCCCAUCUCAGACUUCUCAGACUCCACCCGCUUCAGAGUUUCCAGCUGAGUCAAUUCUUGAAUGGAAGGGUAAUGCUGCGACACCAAAGGGUAGGCUUAUUUCCUACCCGAAGGCAAGGAAGAUGAUCUCGAGAGGCCGUGUUUGCCAUCUUGUCUGUGUUAGAGAUGUUGAUGCUGAACCAUCAACCCUUCAAUCAGUUCCGAUGCAGAGCAUGCAGAACAUUUACAGAGAGUUUUAUAGACCUUUGUAUGCCAAGUUCUCUAAGCAGUUUGUAGAAGGGUUUGCCCCUAUAUCAGCGUCGUUGACAAAGUUAACUCAGAAAAGGGCCAAGUUCCAGUGGUUGGAUGCUUGUGAACAAAGUUUCCAAGAGCUGAAGAAUAGAUUGGCAACAACACCUGUUCUUACUCUUCCAGGAGGUGCAGAAGGUUAUGUGGGUUAUUACGAUGCUUUGGGAACAGGUUUAAGGCGUGUGUUGAUAAAACACGGGAAUGUGAUUGCCUAUGCUUCAAGGCAACUCAGAAAGCAAGAAAAACAUUAUUCAGCACAUGAUUUGGAAUUAGUAGUCGUGGUGUACGCAUUGAAGAUUUGGCAGCACUAUUUAUAUGGUGUCCACGUAGAUAUCUUCACAGAUCAUAAGAGCCUCCAAUACAUAUUUAAACAGAAUGAGGCAGAGAAAGUGUCUUCAAUUGUUAAAAGAUUACGAUGUCACCCCAGUAAAGCUAAUGUCACGACCAAUGCACUUAGUCACAAGUCUAUGGGUUGUUGGGUAGAUGUGCAGGAAAAAAAGAAGGAAUUGACUAAAGAGCUUCAUCAGCUAUCCAGCUUAGGAGUCCGGUUGUUGGAUUCAGAUGAUGGAGGCGUAGUGGUUCAGAAUACAUCAGACUCAUCCCUUAUAGCUGAAGUGAAGGAACACCAACACAAAGAUCCCGUUUUAGAGAAAAUUAAGGAAAGUAUUCAGCAGAAGAAGAUUUCAGCGUUUGAACUUGAUGAACAAAGGGUCCUAAGGUACCAGGGCCGACUGUGUGUUCCAGAUGUAGCAGGGUUACGGGACAAGAUUAUGAUAGAGAUAGAGGUGCUCAAUUCACGGCUAAUUUCUAGAGAUCCUUUCAGAGAUGCGAGUACGCAAGUUAAUCUUAGCACAGCUUUCCAUCAGUCUGGCAAGUAG